Molecule: messenger RNA, 228 nt
Organism: Sclerotinia sclerotiorum 1980 UF-70
Lineage: Eukaryota; Fungi; Ascomycota; Leotiomycetes; Helotiales; Sclerotiniaceae
Exons: 2
Coding region: 1-228 (75 amino acids)
Source: RefSeq, a predicted model, not a curated record
AUGUGUAGACAAGCAAACUGUCCCACCUGCCAGAAGGAAACCUGGUUUGGCUGCGGUCAACAUUUACCAUCCGUCUUCUCUUCGAUUCCAGCCGAUCAGCAAUGUACCUGCAUACCGAAGUUUGAGAAAGACGGGGUUGAAUAUCCUCCGAAGGUUGGGACUGGAAAAUCCCAGGAUUCCGGAGAUGAGGGAGAUAUUGUUAUACAUGACUUGAAGAGGAAUGUAUGA